AUGAGAAUUGUAAAAAAUAAAUCGAUGAACCCUGACUCAGACUCAUUGGAUCUGGUCUCAGACUCAUUGGAUCCUGACUGCGACGUUUCGCAUCUUGACUCAUGGAACAUACUUACUGCUAUAUCCGAUGGUGUUGUAUUGGUCAAUGGUAAUCGUUUACAAAUUCAAAGAGGGGAUGAGUCCUUUUUAAAAAAAUACUUCAAGCUUAGUAAAAACAUUGGAGAGUAUAAUAGGAUUGCUCUAUCUUUCAGUGGAGAAGAAGUUAAAAAAAUGAUAAAAAAUAUUUUAGAAAAUUAUGAACUCGAUCAAGUUAAGGAUUCAAACGGCAACGGCAAAUAUUCAGGAAAGUUGUACACCUGGACCGUUGAGCACUCUUCGAAUUACGUAACAUUAAAAGCCCGUAAAAACAAGAAGGAAGUGGGAGAAAUAGACGUUUGGAAACAUAAGAAUGGAGAUAUUUUGGAUAUUUUUGAUUAUAGUAGUGAGUUUGAAAAGCUUGGAAUGCAGAUUAAAAAAUCUGAUGAAAAGAUCGAAGAUCUCUAUAAAAUAAUAGAAAAAUCCAAUGAGAAAAUUGAUGAAUUAAUUAAAUUUAUUAAAAGAGAAAAACAGAUGAAUGGAGACGAAUCGUUCUAA
Acaulospora morrowiae is the source of this 633-nucleotide messenger RNA. NCBI's taxonomy places the organism in Eukaryota, Fungi, Glomeromycota, Glomeromycetes, Diversisporales, Acaulosporaceae. The record is from the annotation of a GenBank genome assembly.